Penicillium cosmopolitanum is the source of this 1200-nucleotide messenger RNA. Its product is annotated as fungal specific transcription factor domain-containing protein. The coding region runs from base 1 to 1200 and encodes 399 amino acids. Gene Ontology annotation, molecular function: transcription cis-regulatory region binding; DNA-binding transcription factor activity. The record is from RefSeq and is a predicted model, not a curated record. The transcript has 2 exons. Gene Ontology annotation, biological process: positive regulation of transcription by RNA polymerase II. Lineage: Eukaryota; Fungi; Ascomycota; Eurotiomycetes; Eurotiales; Aspergillaceae. Gene Ontology annotation, cellular component: nucleus.
AUGUGCAAAGAAUGCACUGAUCGACAUGUUCAUUGCCACGGCUAUGGCCCUAAGCCGACAUGGAUGGAUGGUGGACCGGAGGAGCAAAAAGAAAAGACUCGAAUUAAAGCAGCUAUAAAGGAAAAUUUUCGCCGGGUCAAGAAGAUGCAAGGUCGAGCCCGAAAAAGGGCUAAUGACUUAUCUCGAUCAUUAUCCGAAACACUAGCACCAACGCAGGGAGACGAAGGGCUGCAUGCUGUGAUCACGCCUCGCAGUCCACCUUACUCGUCGCUACCAGAUCAUGAGCGAACUAUAUCGGAGUCUUCCGAGGAUAAUAUCAACGCCUGCGCUCAAGACGAGACCGUUGAAGUUGAUGCAGAAUCUAGCCCGAGGUCCCUCGAGGGCAACACUAAUAUUGAUUCUCAGGAGGCAUGGCUGCUGAUGCAUUACCUCGAUCAAGUAUUCCCAUGGCAAUUUCCAUAUCAUGAUUCGCGCUCUCGCUUGGGAAAUCGAGGCUGGCUAUUCUCUCUUCUAAUGAAAAGGGGGCCUCUCUAUCAUGCUGUGCUGAGCCUUGCGUCCCUUCUUCAAAGCGCAAUGAUUGGAACCGAAGAAGAGUUCCAACGAAAGCAAAGCGCCUGGGACCACCAUUCAAGGGCUCUAAGGGAGCUUUGCGAUCUUAUGAGCGAAAAGGGAGACAAAUUACGUGAAAACCAUACUGAGCUGGCGGAGUUUUUGACAUGCAGUUUCAUUGGCGCAGAACAUGAUUGGCUUGUACAUCUUGACGCUGCUACGUCCGUAAUGAAUCUAUUAUCGGCCGAAGCGAUUUUCAAUCCUACACUCCACGACCGCAAUAAUAACCCAAGUCCCUUGAUCGAGAAUCUUCAACUCAUAAAGGGUAGCGUGAAGGAUGGUCUUGAAUUUCUCUUGGUGAUUGUAAUAUGGUUCGACCUUUUUGCCUGUCUUCCAACUGGGCGUGCUCCCCAACUUCCUUACCAUCGCUGGCUCCAAAUACCGGGUUUGAAUACAGCAGAUCUCAUGGGAUGUCAUAAUUGGGUGAUGGAAAUGAUUGGAGACAUUGCACAAUUCUCCAUUUGGAAGGAAACACAAGAAAAAGAUGGGAUACUGAGUAUUCGUGAACUUGCCAACAAGGGCCAGGGCAUAGAAACCCGGCUGGAAAAUGGAAUCCAGAGCCUUGAUCUGGCCCGAAGUGUAAGAUCAUGA